This is a messenger RNA of Emiliania huxleyi CCMP1516, 513 nucleotides long. RefSeq lists its product as hypothetical. The transcript is spliced from 2 exons. Lineage: Eukaryota; Haptophyta; Isochrysidales; Noelaerhabdaceae. The record is from RefSeq and is a predicted model, not a curated record. The coding region runs from base 1 to 513 and encodes 170 amino acids.
AUGCCGACCAACCCGCGCGACCGAAUGAUCGUGGCCGCGGCGGGGCCUGCAACACAUCUGCCGAUGACGCUCUGCUGGCUCAUUCUCUCUGCCACCACCGGCUACCCAAUCCGCUUCUGGUCGCCCGCGGUGCCGCUGGAGGCUAGCUCUCUCUACCACUGGCUCUGCUGGGUCGGCCUCUACAUCAACGUCCUCCUCUUCGUGUUCAACCUGCUCGUGUUCCCUCUGGACGGCUCUCAGCUCCUGCUCAACUUCCUUCUCCUGCGCGGGGCGACGCCGGCGCGAGCCGCGCGCAUCAUCAUCCUGGUGUCCGUCCCGAUGGCUGUCCUGCUGGCUGGAUGGGCGCUCGUGAACGGGAACUCGCUCGGAUGCUUCCUCGUCCUGUGGCUAUGCAUGCAGACGUGGCGGCUGCACCAGGCGGCCGCCGCCGGCAGGCUCGAGACGCACCCACUCUUCGUCGACGUUGCGCCGCGGGGAGGCCCUGGGAUGAGCGGGCAGGCUCAGGCGGUGUGA